AUUCUUUUAAAUCAGACGAGGUAAACACGUGAUGAUACUUGUAUGCGUAUGCGCAAAAUAUGUGAUUAAAAUAGUUACGUUACGUAUGUUAUAGUUAUUGUGAUUUUAAAAUUUAUGUAUUUUAUUUAUGAAUAACAACGUUUAAUAAUUUGUUUGCGAUCUCUGCUAUCAAUAAACGAAUAGAUGGAAGCGAAAGAGGAAAAUUUUUCUGCUCAAUGGGCACUUGAUCUUCUUGAACCUACACCAUUAGAUCGGUCAAACUAUAUUUUUAAAUAUUAUUUAGCACCAAUUGGUGGAUUUACGUGUAUAUUUGCACAAGUGGCGUUAAACAAAAUUCAAAGAAAGCCUACAUAUGCCAAUAAACCGUAUAUGUUACUUGGAUUUUUGGGUGGUAAUCUUUUUGGACUUUUCAUACAUAGUAUAUUUGAAAUAAAAUCUGCAAGAAAAGAUGCAAUGAUGAGAGAUUACAUAAUACGUCAUCCAGAAUAUUUUCCUAAACCAGAAUAUAAAAAAUAUGCAAAUAUUCUUGAGCCAUGGACUCCAUGUCGUUAAAAAACAGUAAUGUAUUCAUUCUUAUUAUGUAGCAUAAUUUUUUCUAUUAAUAGUGAAUAAAAAGUGAAGUAAAUGGAUAUUAAAA
Molecule: messenger RNA, 637 nt
Organism: Apis mellifera (honey bee)
Lineage: Eukaryota; Metazoa; Arthropoda; Insecta; Hymenoptera; Apidae
Gene: ND-B14.5B
Exons: 3
Coding region: 184-552 (122 amino acids)
Biological process (GO): mitochondrial electron transport, NADH to ubiquinone
Cellular component (GO): mitochondrial inner membrane
Source: RefSeq, a predicted model, not a curated record